AUGUCCAUGAAAGAAUCAGAUUGUUACGACGAUUCUGAAUCGGAUACUUCCGUUGCUAAUGCCAAUCAGCGGCCAUGGCCUAAUUACAAGCUCUCAUCUUCGUCAUCCCAAAUCCUCCAGUUUUGUUCUUCCAAAUCCCUGUUUUGCGUCAUCAUUUUCUACGGCCUCUUCUUUUUCGGCUCCUUCACAUUCAUCUCAUCCCCUUCCUCCUUCCACCAUAUCAACCCCCUCAUCCCCAGCCCCCAUUUCGAAGAAUCCCCCUCAUUUUCUUCCGAUUCCCCAUCCGUUUCCCCACCCCCUCCCACCACUGCACAUCACAUUGUCUUCGGCAUCGCGGCGUCGAAGAAUUUAUGGCAGAACCGAAAAGAUUACAUCAAAAUCUGGUGGCGUCCGCACCAGAUGCGCGGAUUCGUUUGGCUCGAUCAGCCUGUAAACGAGCCCACAUCAUCCUCUGCUUCUCUUCCGACCAUCAUGAUCUCUUCCAACACCUCCAAAGCCCCCCAACACCCACAACCCCGCAGCCGCUCCGCUCUCCGAAUCUCCCGAAUCAUCGCCGAGACCGUCCGGCUCAACCUCGACGACGUCCGGUGGUUCGUCAUGGGCGACGACGACACCGUCUUCAUUGUCGAAAACCUCAUCCGCGUUCUCAACAAGUUCGAUUACAAUCAACCCUAUUACAUCGGCUCUGUAUCCGAAAGCCAUCUUCAGAACAUCAUGUUCUCCUACAACAUGGCAUACGGCGGCGGCGGAUUCGCCAUCACCCGCCCCCUCGCUAUUACCCUCUCCCGGAUGCAGGACAGAUGCAUACGCCGCUACCCUGCACUCUACGGCAGCGACGAUCGCAUCCAAGCCUGCAUGUCGGAGCUCGGCGUGCCCCUCACCCACCACCCCGGCUUCCACCAAUUCGACAUCCACGGCGAUCUGCUCGGCCUGCUCGCCGCCCAUCCAAUCGCUCCAUUAGUGUCUCUUCACCACCUCGACGCCGUUGAUGCCGUAUUCCCAAACUCACCCUCCCAGGCUGCUGCAAUCCGCCGCCUUUUCGACGGACCAGUACGUCUCGACUCUGCCGGUGUGAUGCAGCAGUCGAUUUGCUACGAUCUGAAGCGGCAUUGGACGGUUUCAGUGUCGUGGGGGUUUGUUGUGCAGGUUGUGAGGGGAAUAAUGUCACCGCGGGAGAUGGAGAGGCCGGCGAGGACUUUCCUGAAUUGGUAUCGUAGUGCAGAGUAUACUGCAUAUGACUUCAAUACUCGAGAGAUUGCGCGGAAUCCGUGCCAAAAUCCAUUUUUGUAUUAUCUUUCAUCUUCGUCGAUUAGGAAUUCGAGCGGGAUGACUGUUACGCGAUACAGUCGGUACAUGGAGCAGCGGCCUCCAGUCUGCCGCUGGAAGUUGGCUGAUCCAUUUGUGCUUGUUGAAGAAGUCGUCGUUUUGAAGGAGCCAGACCCUGCUCUGUGGGACAGGGCGCCGAGGAGAAACUGUUGCAGAGUUAUUCCGUCUACAAAGGUGGACAACAAGAAGUCCAUGAUAGUUAAGGUGGGCGUGUGCCGUGAUGGGCAGGUCAGCGAAGCAUUUGAGAAUAAUGAGAUACUAACGCGAUCCCUUCAUUGCCAUCCCGGCUAUGUAUCGGGAAGGUUCGUUCACGACGUCGAUGAUUUUAGUCGCGAGAGAGGAGACGCGAGAGAGACGAGGGCAGCGAGUUUAUCAGUUGAAUCACCUGAAAUUCCAAGUGCAGUUCCAACUGAGAUUCAAUCUACGAAUCGCUCUAAGCGAUCUAGGUUCGAGAGCAAAAAAAAGGGUGGAGCUGCCACAAUCAGAAACCAGAUAUCAUGCCUAAUGGAUUCUUCCAAUGAUGCCCCCCAUAAAGUACAGAAAACAUCAAUUAAUGAGGUCGUGGCUAUUCUAGAGCAGGAUCCGAGUAUUGCAGCGGAUGAUGGGCUUUACUACUUCGCUGUUGAGCUGCUUCAAGAUUCGGUGCAAAGAGAUUUUUUCACAGCUAUUGCCAAAGAGCGCAGGGUUCAUAUUGUGAUAGCAACGAUGACAAUACACAAUUAUAUUAGGCGACACCCGUCGCGACAUGACGUUGAUUUCCUCAAUGCUGAAGCAAAUCAACGGGAAACAGUUGAAGACUCCUCUGACAACCAAAUGAGUAGUUCUAUGUUACGAGAUGACAGCGAACAAUUAACAAUUUGCAAUAAGGAAGGAGAAGGUGCAACUGAAAUGGCGGCCAUUCGAGAACAAAUUACUAAUGCGUUAGUUAAUAUGUGA
Messenger RNA from Phalaenopsis equestris, 2262 nucleotides. RefSeq lists its product as uncharacterized. NCBI's taxonomy places the organism in Eukaryota, Viridiplantae, Streptophyta, Magnoliopsida, Asparagales, Orchidaceae. The record is from RefSeq and is a predicted model, not a curated record. Gene Ontology annotation, molecular function: acetylglucosaminyltransferase activity.